Molecule: messenger RNA, 1464 nt
Organism: Saccoglossus kowalevskii
Lineage: Eukaryota; Metazoa; Hemichordata; Enteropneusta; Harrimaniidae
Product: ARF GTPase-activating protein GIT2-like
Biological process (GO): regulation of G protein-coupled receptor signaling pathway; brain development; synaptic vesicle recycling
Cellular component (GO): synapse
Molecular function (GO): small GTPase binding; GTPase activator activity
Source: RefSeq, a predicted model, not a curated record
GGACGUCAAAAAUUAGCCCGUUUCAAUGCCAGGGAAUUUGCCACUUUAAUUAUUGAUAUAUUGAAUGAUGCGAGAAGGCGAUCCAGUCAUCGGUCAAUUCUUAGAACAGAUCAUAUAGAUAUAAUGGCAUAUCGAGAUCCGCCACCGGCACCACCACCAGUCAAACUAUCCGAAUCGCGUCUUGGGGUAGGUAAAGUUCCCAGCACGAUUAGCGACGAUGAACCCCUGUAUGAUAGUGUGGCAGGCUCCGAUGAUGAACCUGAUCUUGAAGAACAAUUGAAUGCUGUAGAGCAAGAAAGUUCACCAAAAAGUAACCGAAGAACAGCGAGCAUGGCGUCAUCUGAGCUGUCAGACGGACCAAUCACAAUAGAGGAAUACUUGGAAGUCAAGAAAGCGCAUGCAUCAGCGGAAGCUAAAAUUCAACAACUUGCAACGAUGAACAAAAACAUGACACAAGAAAUCAAUUUACUGCAAUCUAUGGUUCAAAGGCUGAUGCAGGAAAACUCACAGCUUCGAGCAACACUUGUGCCCCGACCGGAGGAGGCCCCUGCCAUCAGUAAUGGACACGAAUCAUCACCGACUGUAGAGCCUGUCACACCAAACACACCAGGCAAAUCACCGAGAACAUUUGGGCGGCCACAAUCCAUGUUUGAACCUCGGGUACAGCAGCGUCAAAAUCCAUGGCCGGCAGAAGAUGACAAAAUCCCAUCAACGGAGGACCUGUUGGCUGGCUUACCGUCUACCGUUGGGACGCAGCUACCAGGGGUUCAAACUGCUAGUACUGAAUCACACGCCGUGGUAAGUGUGAGUAGCCCCUUAUCACCUUAUCAAAUGGUCUACGAUAUUAUCGAGACCACCUUAGGAAGUGAUACUACUAGUACAGAGUCAUCUGCGAUUAAGAGGAGUGUGAGACAGACUGGUACAUUGACCAAAGUAGAAGAGAGAACGAGCCAGUGUGAUAGUGAUUAUGACAACACUACGCUACAAACACAAGAAGAUAUUAUACAGACAGUCCAAGACUCACUCAUACAGAAUCAAUCAUCAACACAGAAAGACCACCUUGCUGUGAGCAGUAGCAGUGGUGGGGCUGAUGCUUCUAUUGAAAAAUUACCCCGUCAAGAAGACAUUAUCAGACAAACAGAACAAAUCACAAGAAAAAUUCAAAAAUUACUUAUAGCUGCUCAGGCACAGAAACACGAUAGUUUUAUACCGUGUUCAGAAAAUAUCCAUAAAGCGGUCAAAGAAAUGGCCGAUCUAUUUCCUGAGAUGCCAAGUUCGGAGAGUGUCAGAAUGGCUCUAAAACUGCUUCUAACCAGUGCUAGUCGUCUUCUUGGAGAAUGUCAAUCAGUGUUGACUUCGGAACAGAUCUCAUCAACAGAUUAUCAACAAGUGACACAGCAAGUUAUAACCACAAGUUUUGAUAUAGCGAAAGCCGCUAAGCAACUGGUGACACUGUUUCAAUAA